This is a messenger RNA of Darwinula stevensoni, 2259 nucleotides long. NCBI's taxonomy places the organism in Eukaryota, Metazoa, Arthropoda, Ostracoda, Podocopida, Darwinulidae. The record is from the annotation of a GenBank genome assembly.
AUGGAAUCAGGAAGGGGCCAAGAAGAUGCUUUUGAUGCUGAAUCUUACAACAUUAAUGGCUCACUUUUCCACCCAGAACUGUACUUGCAAAAGCUGCUCAAGGAAGCUCCCCUGUCUCAUUUGAUGAAGAAGGAGAAGGAAAUAUUCAGGCAGAUUCAAGAGCUUGAUUCAGAAAUGCAGACAUUAGUAUAUGAGAAUUACAACAAGUUCAUCUCAGCUACAGACACAAUUCGCAAGAUGAAAACUGACUUCAAAAAAAUGGAGGAUGAGAUGGAAAAUUUGAAGGAAAAGAUGAAGAACAUAUCAAUGUCAUCAGACCAGGUGUCAUCAACAUUACAAGAUAGGAGACACCAAAUUCAUGAGCUGUCUGGGACACAUUCAAUGCUUCAGAGGUUGCAGUUCCUUUUCAACUUACCUACUGAAAUGAAGAAACUCAUGAACAAUGGAGAGGAAGCAAAGGCAGUAGAAGAUUACCUGCAAGCUCAGCAGUUCCUUUGUCAAUAUGAGCAGAUGACUUCCUUCCAUAGUAUUCAUAACGAGACUGAAGCAAUUGUCCAAGAGUUAAAGACUUCCUUGCGUAAGAAAUUCACACAAAAAGAUGCAUCUCCCCAAGGACUUUCAGAGAGCAUUGAUUUGCUCCUUCGAUUGGGAGAACCUCCAGACACAUUGUGUUCUCUCUUCUUGGAGUCUUCUGGAAUUCAUCUUGUGAAUACCCUUGAAACAUUAGAGCGGCAGUCUCAGAACUGUGAUGGCAACCAAUCGGGCUAUGUUGAAUUCAUGGAUGCUGGUUGUAAUGGUUUUAUUGGGGACCUCUGUCUUCUUGUGGCAGCUUAUAAUGACUCAUUCAUCAUUCGCUAUAGGCAAUUGAGGUCAGAUUCAGGAAAUGCCAUUGCAUUAGCUGCAGUGGAGAGGUUAUUAAGCUACACUAAUGCUUUGAUGAAUCGAUAUCUCAAAAGUGUGGAAGAUCGAUCUUUGGAAGAAGCUAAAAAAGCCUCUUCCUUUGAAGGUCUGGUUCAGGGUCUGGACAAGUUCCUGCGACGACUUCAUGGAAUCAGUCAAUUGCUUCCUGGAACAGAUUUUGGACGAACAGGAACAGAAUUAAUUGGACGAGUGGCAAAGGUUUGUUGUGAAGCUUCAUUGCAGAGGCUGAAGGAUGAUUUUGAAAGACAACUCAUGAACUCUUCUGAAGCACUUCAAUCUCCCAAGCUUGUGGCCCAAGAGAAAGAUUUGGGUUCUGGAAUGAAUGAAGCUGUCAACCUUAUGCUAUCUUGUAUAGCUUCUCACAUGAAGGCAACUCUUCUAUCCCUCCAAGCUCUUGUAGCCCCAGAUGUGACAUUUGCAACAAAAUCAUACUUCAGACAGUCCUUUGCCAAUGAUGGAGUUAGGGAAACAGUGAUUGUGGGUUUCUUUCAAUAUGUCUGUGAGACAGCAAAGGAGUUCUGUGAGGGUCAUCGGUCUGGGAAAGUGUUCCCUCCAUUACUGCUCAUCCUAUCCAGAGUGUGUCUUGAUCUAGAGAAGUCGACAGUGCACUACUUUUUCACCAUGAUAGAUGAGAUAUUUGGUGUCACUGUCACUGACAAAAGGCACCAAAAUGAUCGUAGCUCCUUAUGCCAAGCAUUAAAAGCUGCUGCCCAGAGUCUUGUGGAUCACUAUACCAUGCUACAAGGAGUAGCAUUGUCCCAGAUGAUAAGAAAGUCAAUGGAAACACGCAACUGGCUGCAGAGCAAUGAGCCACGGAAUGUACGGCCUGUCAUGAAGCGGAUUGUUGAAGACAUAUCUGCUAUGGAGACCCAUGUGGGUGCUUUGUUUGAGGAAGGUCCAAGAAAGGAGAGGAGUUCGGAUUCCAGCCGCCGAGCAUAUAGUCAGUUCUCUCGAACACAAAACAAAUCCGCAUGGCCCAGUUAUCCACCUCAUCAGCUAGAUCGGUCCUUUCUCACCAAUUUGCACAGGUUGUUCUCAGAUCGUGUUGACAUUCAUUCAUCUGUAGACUUCAACAAGAUCUCCAUCCUCACAGGAAUCAUCAAGGUCCUCUUGAAGGCCUUUUUGGAAUGUGUGAGACUCAAGACUUAUGGGAAGUUUGGUGUCCAACAGAUUCAAGUUGAUGCUCACUACCUCCAGAUUUAUUUGUGGCGCUUUGUCUCGGAUGAAAACUUGGUUCACAAUCUCUUGGAUGAGGUGCUUUCAAGUGCAUAUCAUCGUUGUGUUGAACCUGUUCUCAUGGACUCCUCUAUUGUUGAAUCCAUUUGUCAGAAAAACUGA